Molecule: messenger RNA, 14747 nt
Organism: Gallus gallus (chicken)
Lineage: Eukaryota; Metazoa; Chordata; Aves; Galliformes; Phasianidae
Gene: FNBP1
Product: formin binding protein 1
Exons: 19
Coding region: 11163-13331 (722 amino acids)
Biological process (GO): signal transduction; endocytosis
Molecular function (GO): protein binding
Source: RefSeq, a predicted model, not a curated record
GGUGGUGGGGAAGGAGGUGUGGAGCUCUGACUGAGAACUAGUCACAGGAACCUGCAGCUGCUUGCUUAGGGGCUGUUUGGGUCAGCAAAGUAAUGUGCCAAGGAUGGUGAGAGUGGGGUUGGUUGAGGAGAGACAACUUGAAUUGGUGAUGUGCUUGGGUCUGAUUGUGAGCUUGGGGAGGAUGAGAGAGCUGGGGCUAACAGGGAAACAGAAACAGCAGGAAUGAGCUCAGGAGGAGAAAGGGAAAUUUAGCCAGCAGACAAAUGAGGAGGUAAUUUACCUAAGGAGCAUGUGGGGAUAGUAGGGUUGGACUCUGGGUGGGACCUGAAAUGCUGGCUGAGAUUGCACACCCUGUCUGCCAGCAAGUGGCAAUGAGAGCGAUGCGUCAGGAAUGGCAAAUCAAGAAUAUGUUGGGAUCAGGAUGAAGGAAUGGGAAGGAAGGAAUGGGGCAAAGGAUAAACAGAAGAUGAGAAAUAAGAAGGAAUAGUGAAGAAACCCAGCAGCUGUUUUUGCAUGUUUGGUUUCGCAGCACUGCUACUUUCAUGUGGCUUUUUCCAUGUAGUGUUUCAGUAGAGCUGACAUACUGGUUUGAAUGUCUGCACGCUGAUUCCUGUGGUUGCAUUUUGCAUCUGUACUCGCUGUGGAGGAAUACCUGAGAGAGCUGAAACCAGAACCGGGUGCACUGCUGGUUUUCAUCCACUUCUGUGCAGAAAGCUCUGAGGAAUUGUCGAGCAAAUUGGUUUAUAAUACUUUCAGAUAAUAUUUUUCACUCUGCAUGAUGUUUUCCUCUUAGGCAGAAAAUUCUGCUUGCAUGCACUUACGCUGUAUUUACAAAAAGAAAGCAUGAUUGACACACAGCAGUGAGUGAAUGCAUGUGUGUUUUCGCAGACAAAAGCGAAAUGAGGCAGGGAAAUAUUUCUUGCCCUCCUGAGGACUGCUGAUCUCUCAAAUGUGGGGGCUUAUAGGAGUGGCAUUCAUUAAGAAUGCGUAACAGAUUUUGGUGAAGGAAAAGGAAAACUGGCGGUGGACAAAGUGACUGGUGAUGGAGUGCUGCACAAAUGCCUUUUCACCUCCCUGCUGCCUCCUCAGUGUAACAGUCGGAGAUAUUCUGCCCGUGUGCUGUCACAGGAAAGGCAUAACAAGAGGGGUGAGGGCAGAGAUUUGUGUGCUGGCCAGGAGCCUCUAUUUCCUUACAACUCCAACGUGUGAAACAUCCAUUUCUCACAGCGGAUGCUUUCUGACAUAUGUUCUUAACACGGGAACGUUGCAAAGCUGUGUAGCAAAGCUUUACUUCAGUUUUUCAUAUGCAAAAGAAAAAAAAAAAAAAACAAAACACCAAAAAACCACCAACCAACCCUUAUUUCAGCAGUGUAUGUAUGGGCUAGCUGUUUCAGUGCUAGUUUCAUGCCAGCAGCUGAUCAUAAAGGCUAUGGAGGGUUCUGUUGGAGGACAGUCACCGAGGCACAGGCAGCUGGUGUGUGCUUUACCUGAACACCAAAACUGUGUGCUGGGCAAACACACCGGCCUGCCCUUUAGGUAGUGAGAAUGUGUAUCACAUGAUACGUGUGACUCGGCUCCUAUUUAAAUCAGUGCCCUGGGGAUUUACAGCCUUAUUUUUGGAAUGGGGGGUAUAGGGUUGAAACCUAGCUAUUUAAAGACAAAAUAAUGCUUCUGUGGCUGUGUGCAGCCUUCUGAGACGUGGUGAAGCAGCCCAGCAAACAAGCCUGGAAGCAUGCAUCCAUUGCUGGUGCAGCACUGAGUGCCUCUGCACCUCCUCUUCUGCAUGACUGCGGGCUGUUCCCCUUUUCCCACUGUAGCUUCUGCUCUGAUCCUCAUCUGCGUCAUCCUAAUACCAGUGUUAUAUAUGAAAUUGUUGAAAGCUCCUUUUCCAGAGCUUCAGCAUGACUGGCAUGAAAUUAUCUUGAAAUAGCAAAGCUGUAAUUAUUAUAAGGAGAGCGUUUUUGCAGAAAUGUGCUGUUGUGAAAUGCAUACACCUAAUUUAGGGAAUUUUGGAGGCUGGAUUGUUGAUGCUCUUUGAAAAUACUCAGUCUGGAAUAGCAAGCUUGUGUAUAAUAGUGCCGACCUUUGGUGGUUGUGGGAGUGUAUUGAAUUGUUGCAGCCAACAAAACCCUUUUCCAGGCUGAACAAUACAAAUAUGUUUCUCCUGGUUAUUAGCAGCUAUUUGAAACACUUGAUGGUCGGGAACAACUUGUGUGAAUGCAGUGCACAAUUCUGACAAGGUCAGCAGACUUUUCCUUUAUACACAUGGGAACCAUGCGUAAUGUAUAGAUGUUCACGUUGACUUAAGCAUCAGAUCUGUUGUGCUUGGUAUAGUUAUCUUGUGGUUUGUUUGUGGGUUAACCUCUAGGAACAAAACAAACCUGGAAUAUUGAUGGGGCAGUGAAGAGCUACAACCCCUCCUGCUCCAAGAGCCGAGCGUUUUGGUUCUUGUUUGUAUUUCAAGUGUCAAAAGAGUGGAAAUUCAGAAGGCUACUUUAAAAAGGAAUUUUUCUUUCUUCAGAACACAUUGGAGCAUGCAGUGUUUGGAAGCUGCUGGCCAGCGGAGCAAUAUUGAUUUCCCUCUGGGGGCAAGGCGUUCAUCCAACCUUCCCAGCAGGGGGUGAGAUUGAUUCCUUAAUCAGAAUAGCAACAAUCCAUUCUGAAGCUUCCUCAAGGUAUUAGGGCUAAAUUAAACAGUCUGGGACUCAUGUGUAAGCCCUAAUGCACUUCGAGAAGCUUUCUGGGAUAAGGAGAGUUUUGAAAAUAAUCAGAAAAUGAACCCAAAACAAAAAAGCCGCAGGCACAAAUCACCCUUAAAGAAGAGAACUAAUACGUUUCCUUUGUGCGGUGCUGUGCUUAAUGCUCAGAUUCUCUUAGGGAAGAAAAGGGAAAAAAUACAUGAACUACAUAGCUCUAUUCAUUGUCUCCUUUUUGUAUGCCGUUCCAUAGUCCUUCCAAAAAUAGAUAUGGUCACAAACACAUCUUAAAUUAAUAGCAUUAAGCAUCUUAAAGCAAGGAAAUACUGUGCUGGGGAUUUCUUUCUUUGCUUAUUUUUCAACAGUUGCUACUUAGAAUAUGGGCUCCAAUCUAUAUUGUCUUAAUUUUGCAGCAUUUAAAGAUGAUGUUUACUUGUGUGCAUUUACAGAGUCUACAAUUACACGAGUCUCUUGAGGAUAAAAAUGUCACGAGUGCAUUCAGCUUUUCUGGAAAUGCUGUCAUUAGCUUGGAGGAGGAAUGAAAUAGUAUGACUGAGUUUUAUUCUGUAUAUUAAGUGUUCGUAAGUAAGAAUUAACUAUAAUGCGUGAGUAACCUUGUUGAAUGAACAAACUAAUAAUUAUGAAUGUCAUUUCUAUACAUGAGAACUCAAACAACAAUAAAGGGAGGGGGGUGGGAGUAGACCACAUGUCAUUUCUUCUGUCUUCCUUUUUUCUUACUGACUUUGUCUCAUUCUGCCUCAGUCUGCACACCAAAUUAGGUAAACAGUAAUUUUCCAUCCUACAGCACAUUGAGAUCCUUUCCAUAAAAGAACAAAUGCAUCCAGAGGUGCUGAGGGCUUGACAAAGGUUUCAGUAUUUUCAGUGACUUUGUGGAUCCUGCCUGUGAAUACAGCAGGAAGCUCUCACUGGAAGUUGGCAUAUGCUCUUUUCUUACAGACAUGUAUUGGUCUUCCAUUGAGCUGAAGGUUUGGAGAUGGUCUAUGAAAGUAUUUUACCAUAACAUCAACUUCUUUGGUCCUACUGGUUCAAGGCCUGACAGGUUGUAUUUGGCAGCCAGUACUCCAUGAUUUGGGUUUAAACACUGAGAUUUGUGGGAAAACGAACACUUAGCUCUGUUUCUUGGCUGUGUGCAGUAACAGUUUCAGGUGAAGCAGAGCUGUAGCUUCCAAAGAAGUGGAAGGUGGUGUCUGAAUGGGCUCCUUGCCCUCCCAGUGGGAGGGGAUGUUCUUCUCAAAUUGUGAGAAGAUCCCUUUCUUUCCAUCAUUCUCUCUGUACGUAGGUAAGCGUGGAUUUGUUGUCUUCCUCUCCCCCACCAUCCGUGCAUCAGUCUGGUUCAGAGGCCAAGCUUUCCUUCCCUGCUUGGCAGAUGAAACAUCUAAUGGAUUCAAGUCAAUAUCCUCCCGUGUUUUUUAGAUGAUUCAACUGUUCAUCAAGCAAAUGGCCUAUCUGUGUUACAAAAUAGGUGGAGAAUCAUGGGACGUUCAGGGAAUUGUGCCCAGAAGCUCCAGUUGCUCUAAUCUAUGCAGGGAAAGGUAGGGCAGGAAGUUCCUGUUGUUCUUCUGCAGCCAAGGGUGUUUCUUCUGUGUUCUUGUGCUUUUCAGUUCAACAGACAAAAUGGCUUUGAAAGGUAGGGGAUGAAAGCUGAAGUAAGGAAAGCAUACCUAUGAGGAUUUCCUUCAGCCCAGACAGAGAAGUUAUUCCUGUAACUUCAAUUACCUGAGCACAGAUAGGAGCUAAAUGCCUGGCCUUUUUAUUUAUGCACCCAUUGUCUGUUUGCAUUAUUGGUCAUUGUCUUUUUUUUUGGGGAGGUUAAUAAGAAAUGCAGAUCAUCAUGCUUGGCUUAGUAUCGCUGACUCUGUUCUCUGAACAUCUGUCACUGUUUGCAUCAGUGCUUGUGCAAGGCAGGCAAUGUUCAGAACCUCAGGUCUCGUUUCAGACAUGUUUCUCUAAAGCAUUUUUGUCUCUAGCAUCCCCUUUACAACUGUUCUCCAGUUCUGUGUGCAGCUGUGUUACAUUUCAGUCUCGAGCUCUGGUAAAGUAGAUUCUCUCUUUUCUGAUGUUCUGAAGCAGUACCAGUUGUUCUCUUCCUAUCUCAUUAUGUUCUGUUGUCUCCCUGUGCAUCUUGCUUUCUGUGAGUAGAUUGUUUCUUCCGAUAGGUGCUAUUUUUUCUGUGUCUCCUGCAUUACUCAUAAGAUUAACUCAAGUCACCGUGUACUUCAGAAUUUGGGAGGUAUAUUUCCAGGAAUGUUGACAAAAGUGUAGAGUGAUAACUUUGCAGGUUUGCAAGUCAGGGUCAUGAAGUGGCAUGCUUAGCAAAGGAAGGCAUCUUGGAGGUGAAUGGAACACACCAACUGUCACAGAAGUUGAAAUAAUUUACUUUAAAUAAGACCCAAAAGCACUGGAAGGAGACUUGCUGAUCCAAAGUUGCUACCAGGUGCUGUAGGAUCACUUUGGGGAGACUUAUGCAGGAACUGCUGAUGUCCUGGUUUGAGUGCAUCCUUCUAACAGAACUUACUUUCCUGUGAAAAAGAAGUCACAAACGCACACCCGUUGUAUCGCUGUCAUCUGCUGCCUUCUGUUGGAAUGAGUGAUUGCUUAAAGUGCUGUGCUGCUCCAGAAGUCCCACUUAGUUUAAUGAACAUGGGAGCUGAUGUCGUAGUCGUUGUGACUGGAGAUCCCAUCCCUGCCGUGCAAUCCAAGCAUCUGUGGGCCCUGCCUUGCAGGUGUGUGAUGUGCACUAAAGGUGAGCAGGUUGGAAGGGUGCAGUGCAUGGCAUGGAAGGACGUGGAGCUGGCAUACAGGUCUGCAGCCUGUCCCACCUUCUGACUCCCUGUCUGGGGAGCAAAGAAUCAUUUCUCCUGCACCUACUUUUGUUAAGGGAGGUUUCUUUUGUUUUCACAUUGUAAAAUAGCUGCUGUUCUGAGAUAAAAAUUAAAGCUAGUUCUUUUUAUUGUGUCUUGUAUUGAAAAUCGUUACGGUAUGCUGAUAGAUACCCAGCAUAGAUUAUCUUUGCUGGAAUGGCUGUGUUCACUGAAUGCUCAAAAAAAAUCUGUGUCUCAGCCGUGCUUCAAAGAAUUAUUUUUCCAAUAGGCUAAUUAAUUGCCUUCAAAUAAAUAGUCAUUAAAAAAUAAAAAAAAGAAAUAGAGCUACAUCAAUAUUUAAUGGCAUCUGCUUGAAAUUCUCCUAGUCUAGGCUUGUGAAGUUGAGUGUGGGUGUUAUUCACACAUCACUGUUAAAAAGAACAGAAUUUGUUUUCUUUUCUUUUAUGGAGCUAAUUAUUCCUUAAAGAAAUAAUUGAGAUGCCUAAAUGGCUGUGCUCUUAAACAAUGGGCACCAGGAAACAGCUUCAUCCCUCUUUGUAGGCAGUUAUGCUGUAAGCCCACAUGUGGACGUCACCAGAAAGCUGGUUUGUGUCCUGCACGGCUGUAAGACUUGUGUACGACUUGUAUGGUUUUUGCCCCACUUUGAAAUGAAGCAGACAGUUCAUUUCCUCCCACAACAGGGGCAGAAAAGAGCAGUGCUGUGCUCGCCAUCCUUCUGGGCGCUCCGCAGUUUGUUAUUGCUAUGACAGGACAGCCCAGCUAGCACGUUAUAAUGUAAGCAUUCCCUCUGUUUGUUUUUUUGUUGUGGUAGACUUGUACUUGAUCUUCCAAGAACAUCAGAAGAGUGGAAGCAGGAUGAUGUGAUGGUGUGCUUCUAUUGACAGAACUUCCCUACGUGUGCACAGCGUGCCUUUGUGUGACGUGACCUCAGUAAAGCACUUUAUUAAGGACUACUCCUGUAAAACAUGCUGUGCUGUAAUAGUGGCACUUGGCAGCUUUCUGUUACUUCAAUCAUGACAAUUUUAAUAACGUUGGUCUGCAGUUUGCGUUAAUCAUUUAACUAAUAACAUCACCGUUAUGUGGGGGUCUCUGUGUUUGUGACAGAAUGCUUUCCAUCGUUGUCUCAGUGAUCAGCCCCAAGCACUGCAAGCUGCUGUGUGCUGGAAAAAACUGUAGCACUCUUUCAGAAAAUAUCUUUGGCACCUCAGAUUUGUCAGCCUGCUAACACAUUCAGAACACAGGACAAGCAGCUUAAGAUCUGAAUGAGAUUGUUCACCAAAUGAAUUGGUGCAGCAUAUUAAUUUGCUAGCACUUCUAAAUGCCUUCAGUGUUACAAGAGUCUGCAGUGUCACUAAAAUACCAGGAGCUUUGUUGGUUCUAAACUACUUAAAGAGAGUUUUACAUUCUUUUCUGCCUGCUGUAGCCUUACCAGCUUUAAAAAGAAUGUCAAGAUCUGUAUUUGAAAAAUGUUUUGCAUUCUGAGCUUAGCAAAGUUAGUAAGAACCUUUUCCUGGUGGUGUUAAUGGCCUAGGAGUUUCAUUCUGCUCUGAUUUAGCUCCUUAUUAUACGAGGCUCAUAUUAAUGCUUUUAUGUAAAUGGCCACGGAUAUAUUUAUUGCAUUGUUUAAUAAGCAUUAAAUCUCAGUAGGUGGUUUUAGGAUUGAUGCAGAAAAAGCAGUUGUCUUUACGCCUAGGUGAUAAUGAGCUGGGUCAGUCAGCCUGGUGUUCUGAUGGGUACUUUCCAUUGUGCCAUUUGAGGUUCCUGAGUUGGUAUUUAGUGCUGGAGUGGAACUGGUAGGAAGCUGAACUGUUAUCUCAUUUUUCCUUUGUGUAAUUUACCAACACCCUUUUCUCACCCCAAGACAGUGGGGGAGUCACAACUGUAUGUUUAAGGAUGGGAUUAAAGCAUUGUGUGCUGCCCAUUCUUUCAGUGACAAUGGAUGGAGGCAGAUGGGUGAUACCGGGACGGACUGUGGGGGACAGGAAAUGGUCAGCCUGGUGUGACAGCCGUGUUGUUUUAAUCUGCACUCCAAUAAGCAUUGUUGUAAUUUGGCCACUGCUUUUGUUUCAUGUCUGUCUUAGAAGCUAGAUUAACAGAGACGCUCUUCCUGAUGUAAUUCCCAUUAGGGCUUUGAGGAUGCGUGCUUUAUGAAGCAUUAUAAAGGUUCAAAACCUCAAUCAUGGUGUCGUUUUCAUUGGCAUAGCAUAUAUUCUAAAAUAGACACUUCUUUUUCUUGAACCCAAGGAUGUGAGGUUGUUGUUUCAAGCAAACUGAAUGACCCCCUUUAGCACGGCUUGACUUGCCUGUCCAGGCUGUGAAUGGAACGGCCUUGCUGAGGAAAGCAGUUUGCAUUUAAAGGAUCAGAAGAUGCUGGAUGACUUGAAAUGAAAUGUUAUCUGUUCGUGAUGCUCAGGCUUCCAGGUCAUACUGGUCAAAAGAGAACCUAAUUGUUGGUUUGUUUCCAUAAAGCGUUCUGUCUGGCUUGGAGGUUUUGGAGGUUAUGUAGGAAGCCAGGCUGGGUUUGUACAGACACCAGAUGCCCUACUUACUUUCUAGAAACUGUAAUUUUAGUUUCUGUUGGUUAGUGUGCUGAACUGGAGCUUUGUCCAUCGGGGCUCCCAGCCUGGCCGUGCUACAGACGCACUGUGGGCAUGCUGGCUGUGCUGCGGCUCCCCGCGUGCCCCUGUGCCGGCCCCUUGGUGUGCAGGGGCUGCUGCCAGAGCUGUGGGAACUUUGCUGCUGCUGCUACUGCUGCUUUCAUGCCAGCUCACUGAGCGUUUCCCACGUAUGGAUGAGAGAGAUGAUUGUGUUAGAGUUCUGUAUGUUUUAUCAACGUCAUGCUUAAAGGAUAGGGGACAUUUAUAUCUUCCUAUCUAACAAAUAGCAAUCUCUCUGCAUGAACGGGGUAUUUUUUUGAGUUGUCUGUGUGAUGGACUUGCUUCUACCCUGUCAGAUGUUUGUGAUUGUCUCGUGCCUCUCGGAGAUCGCCGGGCAGCUCGGUGGCUCAGACGCACUCCUCAUAUGGCUGCAGCUCGGCCGUGUGCACACUGCCCUAUUGCCCGUGAGCUUGAAAUGUAUGUGGGAGAGCUUCCCUUUGUAUCACAGAAUGCAAUUUAAUUGGUGCUUGUUUGGUAGUUUGCCUCGUUAAAUUAUUUGUUUUCACUACUGAACAAAUGCUUUGUGUGCUUUCGGUGGGUCGGCAUUUUACAUAGUAUUUCCCCCUCUUUAUUCCACCCACUUCAGUGCAUUCAUUUAGCUUUUGCUGGGGUCUCGUUACUGAGAACUGAGAGAGCCUUCUGCGGGGGGCCCAGGGGAACCCUGAGUAGCUCAGCGAGGCUUUAGACAGUGAUUACUUUUCUUCAGGCUCAGACUUUGACGUGAGCUCACGUUGUAAUCAAAGCAAGUUGUACCGCAGUGUCUGAGGGUGAGCGUAAAGGAAACAGCGUAGAAGUGAGCAUGUGAGAGGGAGCGGGUGGUCUCUCCCUCCAGAGGAAAAGAUGCUGUCACUUAUCAGAGGAUAUUUGCUUCUUGAUUGCAGUGGAUGUUGCGAUACAUAGGUGGAUGUUUCUGAUUCCUGCUGAGAUACGUGAGCAGUACAGCUGCCACAUGAGUGUGGGUUUGGCCAUGUUAUAGUCUUUCAGACUUAGAUGGAUUCUGUGGUCUCAUCUAUUGCAGGGAGAGGAGGAGGGGCACCUCACGAUUCAGCUGUAAGCUUGAGUAUUUUCUGCAGGUAGGAUCAGCCUGCACCGAUGCUGUUGUUGAAAUACAAAAGGAAGCAGUGCAAGUUUGCACAUCCAGCAGGGGUUACUCCCUGCUCUGAAGAGUUCAUCUCCCAGAAGCUAAGUAAUAGGUAACAGGCAGGAUGUCAGCUGAAUGCCCUGGUUGCCAGUUUCAUAGCUGUAGAUAGCAUUGGGUCUUAUUGGAUUUAAGAAAAACUGUGUGGCAGACCCCAAUUUUGAAGUGAUCGACUUUGCGUGUAAAAUUUAAGUGGGGUUUAUGCGUGGCUUUGCAGGCAUUUAAAAUGCCCCAUACUCAGAAUCUCCUGCAAAAAUGGGAAGUGCCAUUCUACUUAGUGCUUUAGAUUUCCUGAAUCACACGAGUUUCUGAAUUAAGUAAAUGGAGAAGUCUCCUGCUGUGGAGGCAAACCAUUCCUUGGGUCAGAACAGACCUAAUUUCUGGGUUGUAAAUGGAAUGCAGUGGCAGAUAGGAAUACUGCGGUAAUCUUAUUUGGUCCCGAGUGUGAAGUGGCCCUUGAUAAAUCGAGGACUGUUUUUGUAAUGUUGUGGUAUUUAAGAUAUUAAAUGCUUUUUGAACCUCAUCUGAAAAGGAAUACUUUAGUCUUUGUCAGCUGUUAGGUCCAUUUAAUUUGGAAAAGAGGGGAGGAAGCAAUCGGUUCUGAGAUUUUCCCUUUUAAUUACAGCAUUAGGGAAGAAUUACAGCACCUUCACAACCUCUUUCUUUUCUGAGCUGCAGUGUACACAUCCCAUAAGGACUGUGCUUACAGAGAGACCCAUGGUCAGUUCUCAGAGCGCUUUGCAGCCAGAGAAGGUGGCGAAGAGGGGAAAGGGCCUUUCUGUUCCAUUAAAAAUAUAGAUAAUAAAAAUAUCUUUGGUACGUUGGAAACUGUAAAAAAAAGGGACUUAAGACAGGUGCUCAAUUCUCCACCUGACAGCUGAAUUAUUUAAUGGAGAUGAGAAGAUGUGAGAUGCAGUGUACCAGGCAUUGCUUUCUUUGUAUGUAGCCCAUGUGGGCCAUGUCUGGGGAGGGAGAUGCAGGGCUUUUAAUUUUCAAAGCUUCAAACUCACUCAUGUUGUUGUUUGAAGUGGUUAUUUUAUUAAAACAAAACAAAAACACACCGCCCAGAUGUAACUGUUCCAAAGACAACAAAUAGAAUGGGACUGAAGUUCAGGGUUCCAGCUGUAUCCUUACACAGGCACUGCUGGCUGGGUAACACCAAAUCUCCUGCUUUGAGGAUCCACAGAGCUGCUUGGAUAUUGCAUGUGAUGAGCCUAGUGUGCUGUUGGCUGACAGAAGUUGGUUAUUUUCCCUGUAAUAAUGCUCCGAGUCAAAGUGCUGUUCGUGUGGACAAGAUCCUAAUAUUGUAACUGCCUAUAAUUUGCUGUCAGAGGACAUGGUGGCCUUCGUGUGUCUUUCUUUUUUUAAUGCAUCAGCAUGCUUGUUUGAUUUUCUAUUGUAGUCACCCCUGCAACGGGCAGCAGUGCUGUAUGGUUUGUUCUUCAUAAUUAGCACACAACUGCCCAAAGGGAAAGCUGUGUGGGCAGGAGAUCGCGUUGGUCUUUAUUUUAACAGCUGGUAUUAUUGAGGGAGGGAUUCAUGGAAUGGAAAAAAAAGAGGAUGAAAAUCAGUCAACAGUUAAUCCAGAGAUACAGGCAGGCACCAGGAGAUUUACUGGGAGUUACUGCUAGAAGUGCCUUUGUUCAAAUAACUUAGGAUAAAAGAAUGGCUGUGUUAAAUCGGGGAAGUGGGAUGGUGCUGGGGAAGAGCAAAAAGUUGCAACACUGUCAACUGAAAAACCUUCCUGGAACAACAGCAACAUAUAUUUAGCUUUGUUACCAUGCUGCAACUCCUGAGGGAGGCAGCUCGGGUCUGCAGCCCGUGAUUUAUGCCGGCCCAGCAGCAGGGGAUGCACACCAGAAUCUGCCUGUUUUCCAAGCUCUUGUUUAUAACACACACAGAGGGAUGGAUCCCCGUGGGUCGGUGCAGCUCUCAGUCUGCUGCUCUGGAUACUGUCAGCAAAAACACAGUCCUUGUCCCAGUCCUCUUCCCUCAGGACAAGCAGAAGGAAGAGGACCAGUUUGACAAUUUAGAAAAGCACACGCAGUGGGGUAUUGAUGUUCUGGAAAAAUACAUCAAGUUUGUCAAGGAAAGAACAGAGAUCGAACUCAGCUAUGCAAAGCAGCUUAGGAAUCUUUCAAAGAAAUAUCAACCCAAAAAGAACUCCAAAGAAGAGGAAGAGUACAGGUACACAUCAACUAGAGCCUUCCUAGCCACUUUAAAUGAAAUGAAUGACUAUGCCGGACAGCAUGAGGUCAUUUCAGAGAACAUGACCUCUCUUAUCAUUGGAGAGUUAACUCGCUAUGUGCAGGAGCUGAAACAAGAGAGGAAAUCGCACUUCCACGAUGGCAGAAAGGCACAACAGCACAUUGAAACUUGCUGGAAACAACUUGAAGCUAGUAAAAGGCGGUUUGAACGUGACUGCAAAGAAGCUGAUCGAGCACAGCAAUAUUUUGAGAAAAUGGAUGCUGAUAUCAAUGUUACAAAAGCAGAUGUUGAGAAGGCAAGACAGCAAGCCCAGCUGAGACAUCAAAUGGCAGAAGACAGCAAAGCAGAAUAUUCUUCCACUCUACAGAAGUUCAACAGUGAGCAGCAUGAUCAUUACUACACACACAUACCAAACAUCUUCCAGAAAAUACAAGAGAUGGAGGAAAGAAGAAUUGUGAGGAUAGGUGAAUCCAUGAAAACUUUUGCAGACGUUGACCGCCAAGUGAUCCCUAUCAUUGGAAAGUGUCUGGAUGAAAUAACAAAGGCUGCAGAAUCAGUUGAUCACAAGAAUGAUUCACAAAUGGUAAUAGAAGCCUUUAAAUCAGGGUUUGAGCCUCCAGGAGAUGUUGACUUUGAGGACUUCACUCAGCCCAUGAAGCGGACUGUCUCCGAAUCCAGCCUUUCCAACUCCAGAGGGGAUGGGAAGUAUGAGCCGAAGUUUGGUGGCAAAUCCAAGGGCAAGUUAUGGCCAUUCAUCAAGAAAAAUAAGCUUAUGUCCCUUUUAACAUCCCCCCAUCAGCCCCCUCCUCCUCCCCCUGCCUCUGCCUCACCCUCUGCUGUUCCCAACGGCCCCCAGUCUCCCAAGCAGCAAAAGGAACCCCUCUCCCAUCGCUUCAACGAGUUCAUGACCUCCAAACCCAAAAUCCACUGCUUCAGGAGCCUAAAGCGCGGGCAGACACAGUCUUUGUAUUUUCACAAAGAACUCAUGAAGAGGACUUUAGGGACACCCACGUGUGCCAUUGAGGCUAGGGAAUACGUUCUUUCUCUCAAGCUGAUAACUCUGAAUACGCAGGUCUGGAGUCUAAUAGAGGGAGCAGGGCCAGAGGACUUCAGCAAUCUCCCACCUGAACAAAGAAGAAAGAAACUUCAGCAAAAAGUGGAUGAGCUCAACAAAGACAUUCAGAAGGAGAUGGAUCAAAGAGAUGCCUUAACAAAGAUGAAAGAUGUGUAUAUCAAGAACCCACAGAUGGGAGACGCAGCGAGUGUGGACCACAGAUUAUCAGAACUUGAACAGAACAUUGAAAAGCUACGAUUAGAAGUGCAGAAAUUUGAGGGCUGGCUGGCCGACGUGGAGGGCAGGUUGCCCGCACGGACUGAGCAGGCCCGGCGGCAGAGUGGGCUGUAUGAAGCCCAGAACACAUCAGCAGUGAACAGCUGUGCACAGGACCGGGAGAGCAGCCCGGAUGGCAGUUACACAGAAGAGCAAAGUCAGGAGACUGAGAUGAAAGUACCCGCAACAGAUUUUGAUGAUGAAUUUGAUGAUGAAGAACCACUACCAACCAUAGGAACGUGUAAAGCUCUCUAUACGUUUGAAGGUCAGAAUGAAGGAACAAUUUCUGUAGCAGAAGGAGAAAUGCUCUAUGUAAUAGAAGAAGACAAAGGUGAUGGGUGGACACGAAUCCGAAGGAACGAAGAUGAGGAGGGCUAUGUCCCUACGUCUUAUGUUGAAGUCUAUUUGGACAAAAAUGCCAAAGAUGUGUACAAAUCCCUUCAGAAAAUCUCUGAGUAGGUUUGCAUAGGCCUGUUCACCUUUUGUUCUACGGGUUUGCUGCUACGGUUGUUUUAAGAGAUCUAUUUCAGAAGGUUUUCUGUAGAAGAGAUGAAUGCACGUGGCGUGUCUCCAUCAAUGCAGGACUCUGUUAGGUGCCACUCGCUCAGCUGAUGCAUGUAUAAGUUCUCCUUGCAAUUUAAACGUGCAUCGCUGCCGAUGGAAGUGCUGCCCCAUGGCAUGAACUUAGUUGUAAACAGCAGUAUUGUCCUUCCUGAUACCAGUGGGGGCUGACGCAGUGCAUUCCCUUUGCAGUGCAUUCAGGAAACUGUUAGAAAUGCUAAAAACGUUCAGACUGAGAACUGGAUCUGUCAGAUAUGUGCUUGUGCUUCGGGGCUUGCGCCGACCUCUCCCUGCCAGGGGAUGAGGAGGAGCACUGCUGGGGGCUCAGCUGGUGUAGCUUAUUGCAGGGCUUUCGUGCUCUGGCAGGUGCUGGUGCUGGAACCAGUUGGACCUUUGUGCUCAAGACUGACCAUCCUGUGUUAUUAAAUGUGGUACCUCACAAUCUGCUUGGGAGCAAAGCCCUCUUUUAAAUGUGAUACACAGAACUUGGAUGAAAUAAUUGUCAGAUAAACUCUGGUGGCACCCAGCAGAAAAGCCACGCUUGCUGCCCGCAGAGGGGCUGGCUGCUGGGGGACCUGAGCGGUAGGGACUGUUGUGUAAAGUUAUGCUUCUGGGAGAGGGAAGAACAAAGCAUGAGUUUGGAGCCACGUGAGCAUGGCAGCUCCUCUGCCCACGGCAGCUCCUCCUUCCCUCCGCAACCCCCAGCUCCACAAGCAGCCCUGGUUGGUGGGCAGCUCAGUGCUCUGCUGUGUGCUGGAACCACCGCAGCGAGCCUUGGCUUGCACAGAGCAAUAGGUGGAAGUUAACCAUGCUGAUGCACUUUUGAUCUAGGAUGGAUGUGAUUAUUUAAUGCUUGCCAAAUCCUUUAGGAACUGGUAAUUAAUUAGCAACUGGACUGUGGCUUUUAAAAGAAUCUUUGUGUUAAAUACUCGUCCUUAGUUCUCCCGGUAUUAAAAAUAUGUAUAUAACAUAACUUAAAAACUAAAGUUACUUGAAUUUAAAUCGUUUUUAUCAUUUUAUAUAUAUAUAUAUAUAUAAAUAUAAAUGGUUUUAUAGGUUGUUGUUCUGCUUAACUUAGCUGUUGUUUUGAUAACUGUUCGGUCCUUAUGCUGAUAAGCCUUCUUGGUUCCUCAGCUGUCUGCAUCUGGUUGGAACUGCAUAGGAACUUUCGUUUGGUGUUCAAGUCUGUUAAGUCUGGCCAGUGUGGUUGUUCCAUUUCUAUUCUUAGUUUUUAAAGAAUCAUCCUCUGUCAGAAAUCUCUUUAUAGCUUCAUGUACCACGGUGUCUUCUUCUAAUAAACAUUAUAUUUUCUCA